CUCAUUUUCUUCCGCGUCGAUAUUAUCCGCACCCGUUUCCGCUCCGUCGCUUCCGUCGCCUCAUCUAGGGUUUACUUCUUCUCUUGGCGCCGCGUCACCGGCGAGGUUGUGCGAGUCUCCGGCGAGCAAGGUGGUGUGCUGCACCAGCGAAUCGAGCAUCAGAGAGAUGGGACACGACGCCAUGGCCAGCGAUGCGUCCUCCCCAGCCUACGCGGCAGUGGCGCGCGACCCGAAGAAGAAGCGGGGGAACCGGUCGGCGAAGCUGAAGCAGAGCAAGCUCGACGUGCGCCGGGAGCAGUGGCUGUCGCAAGUGAAGGAUGCGAAGGAGGUGAAGGCCGUGUCUUCCCCAGCAGCAGCAGGGGCCAACUCUGGGUCACCGAUCCUUGCCUCUCCACACCCUCCCCUUCCUCGCCGGCGCGCAGAGACACAGACCCGGACAGAGGAGCCAGAGCAGAACAAGGAGGAAGCUGAUGUUGCUAACCAGGAGGCUGGUAGUAGUGAUGCUGACUCCCCGAUGCACAGCCCUGUUUUCUACAACUCCACUGGUCGUUGCAUGCAGCAGAAGCAUUGCUCUGGAAGUGGUGGCAUCCAUAGCCUCAGCAGUGGUAGCAGUGCAUGGUCCAGCUCUCGGAGUGUGAGUGACGCGGAAGAUGAGGGAACUGGUGGUGGCACUAAGGAGAAGGAGGAGGAGGAGGAUGUUCUAGAUGAUUGGGAGGCAGUUGCGGAUGCCCUAUCAUUUGAUAACAACAACAAUCACCAGGAUUUAGGUCCAGAGGCACCACCAGCUGCACCUGUGGUUUCCCCGGAGCCUGCUCGUGCAUCAACAAGGCCAGAAUCAAUCAAGAGCCAGACAAGAGCUUGGAGCCCAGAUGAUGUUUUCCGCCCACAUACUUUGCCCAGUCUCUCUAAGCAGGUCAGCUUCCCAUCUAGCAUGGGCAACUGCUGGGUUGGAAUGGGGAUAGGGGCCGCACAGAAGAGUAUCAUCUCAUUCCAGAUGUCCUGCCCUAUAUGCUAUGAGGACCUUGAUCCAACGGAUUCUAGUUUCCUCCCGUGCCCCUGUGGAUUUCAUCUCUGUCUAUUCUGCCACAAGAGGAUUCUUGAGGCGGAUGCACGUUGCCCUGGGUGCAGGAAUCAGUACAAGUCAACGCCCUUAGGUGGAGAAGCUGGACGAGAGAUAGAGAAUUUAGUGCAGAUGCGCCUGUCCCGUUCUUGUAGUAUGGGGCCACGCUACUAGAUCUGCAGAUUAUGGCCUAGUUAAGUGUCAAUAGUUCCUUCUCUUUGCAUGGUACUGUUGUGUAUGCUACUUAUGUUGUUUGGUUUUCUCAUAUAAAGAAAUGUGAAUAUCAGCAUAGGUGUUGAAUCUCAAUAGAAUGUUUUCUAGAUAUGAUGCAUAUUUUACUGAGAGGACACCUGUUGUUUAUGUUUUGGGAGUUCAAUACAGCUAAAUAAGGUGUUUGCCGUUUUACUUCUUA
Molecule: messenger RNA, 1472 nt
Organism: Brachypodium distachyon (stiff brome)
Lineage: Eukaryota; Viridiplantae; Streptophyta; Magnoliopsida; Poales; Poaceae
Product: cellulose synthase-like protein D2
Exons: 3
Coding region: 167-1234 (355 amino acids)
Biological process (GO): protein ubiquitination
Cellular component (GO): CCR4-NOT complex
Molecular function (GO): ubiquitin-protein transferase activity
Source: RefSeq, a predicted model, not a curated record